Dermacentor andersoni is the source of this 2321-nucleotide messenger RNA. RefSeq names its product calcium-activated chloride channel regulator 1-like. NCBI's taxonomy places the organism in Eukaryota, Metazoa, Arthropoda, Arachnida, Ixodida, Ixodidae. The record is from RefSeq and is a predicted model, not a curated record.
AUGUUCUCGUCUUCUUCUUAUGCCUCGAAGCUGGUGGAGUCUGAGGAAGAGUUCACCAGCCUGCUAGAAAAGAAGUUCCAAGUGGACUCCAACGUGGGCAACGGGACGGUGGUCCACGUGACGCGCACCCGCCCCGAAACGGGAAAAAUCGAAGCUUGGCUCACAGAUCCUAGCGGAGAGCGAUGCGAGGAGUGCCGAGAAACCGUGAACGGAAACGACGUGGUGAUCUCCAUUCCAAGUCCCGCAAAGGUUGGUACGUGGACACUUCACUUGGAGAGCUCGAGCUCCGGCCCAGUGGAGGUGAGCGUCAGCGUCAAGUCGCAGGCCAGCAAAGACGUCGACGAGCCUAUCCGGGUCACUUGCGAAAUGAGCGGCAUGGUUGUGGACGGUCCCGACCGAGCUGUCAUUUAUGCCAAGAUUACGAAGGGAAUCAAGGUAGUACUGGACGCCGCCGUCUUCGCCACGGUCUACCGUCCCAAGGCGUCGAACGAGCAGCACACAGUCACGCUAUCGUUGCAUGACGACGGACGGGAUCCUGACAUCCAGGCCGACGACGGAACGUACAGCGGGUACUUCGUCCACUUCACGGGCAAAGGCCGCUACGCAGUCACCGCGCACGUGUCGAGCCAGAAGAGGACGCGGCUUGCCGACCCACGAAGUGGCUCUGGCAGCUUCUUCAGCACGGCAUUGUUUUCUGCGACAACAGAAGCUGUCAAGGGAACGGGCGUUAUCGAACCGGCGUCCGAGUACCCAAUCGACGACUUCGACUUCGUCAAUUCGACGGUGCAAGCCACGAGCGGCGCAGGCGAGGAGGCCGUGGAGCCAUUCCAGAGGGUGGCAUCCGGAGGGUCUUUCCAGGUGACGGUGGACAUUGUGGAGAAGCAGGUACCUCCUGGUGACAUCCGAGACCUUUUGGUAACGGGUGUACGCCCAGGCGCGAACGAUUCACUGCCUGUGGAACUCACGUGGACAUGGCCCGGAGCUCAUCUGACAUACGGGAAUGCCUCAGGCGUGGAGAUUCGAGCCAGCCGGGAGUAUGCCAAGCUAAUCUCAGAAUUCGAGAAGCAAACAGAAAUCACGGCAGACGACGUUGUGCAAGGAAAUCUCGACGCGGGACGCCCCGGUGACAAACACGUCGUCACCGUGUCCCUUUCCCGCGUUCUGUCUUCGCGUCGCCAAGACGGCGCCUUAGACUGGAGCUGCUACCUAGCAGCGCGCGUCAUAAAUUCGGACGGCCUCCGCUCCAAAACGUCGAACGUCGUUCCCGCGUCCUACACUCCACCGCCUGUGACGACCACGGUCGCUACUACCACUACACAAGCAACCACUACAGAGGCUGUUACUACACAAAGCAGCACGACCGAAGAAGCUACGACCACGGAUGUUCCCACUGCUGUUUCAUCGUCGACAGGCGUGGCGAGUAGCCAGUCGUCACGCUUCGUCAUGUCGUUCUGGGUAUGGGUUCUGAUCGCCUGCGUUGCAGCAGCAAUCGUGGUCGCCACUUUGCUGGCGAUCUUGGUCAGGAUGAACCCAUCGAAACGCGGGAUGUACCGCCUUUUUUACAGUCAUUCCAGGCAAAGGCCGCAAGCUUCAGCGUAGUUCUUACUGCUCCGCCUACCUGAGGGUGAACUGUGAUGAUACGUGCCACAACAUGCUGCUGGGCUGUUGAUUCGCACUUAUUACGGUGCAAUAGGUAGCGACACAAGGUGUGGACCAGGACAGGAAAAACACGCUUCUCUGUUCUGGUCUUACUUCCCAUUGUUUCGUGUCAUACUACACCCUAAUAGGCAAUGACACCCUCACUGCAUGUGUAAAAUUAAUGAUCUCGCUUUUUGUUGAUUUAAGGCUGGCUCAUCGUCUUUGCCGAGGAGUAAUUUUUUAAACUUUAAAUUACUCUAUGUUUCUUGCCUUCGGACUGCCCAUGAUCAAUGGACCUGAUCCUCGCAGUACAGCACAUAGGCAAAUAAUUAUCUUUAUAUCUCGUGAGGAUAUCGAUAAUACGAAAAACCAUCUUUGAAUGUUCUGUAAAUGAUUCACUGAUAUUGCGAUCUUGGCACACGGUUCCCUUUUUCAUAUAACUUCCACUUCGGCACUUAUGGUGGCCUUUCUCAGUUUAAUGAUCGCACUAGUAUAGCAUAUUUGUUUAUGUACUAAUAUUUAUAUGUUAUUUCUCUUUUUUUUCAUACCCGUUCUGAUACUGCAUUCUUUAUUUAAAGUGGGUUUGGCCAUAUUGGUUAAAAGCAUUAUCACUUUCUGUUUAAUAGACGAUGUUGCGCGCUUUUCACUGUAUAAUAAAUUGCACCACACUGUUCCUCCCUCUC